This is a messenger RNA of Histoplasma mississippiense, 453 nucleotides long. RefSeq lists its product with no specific name. Bases 1 to 453 code for a protein of 150 amino acids. The transcript has 7 exons. NCBI's taxonomy places the organism in Eukaryota, Fungi, Ascomycota, Eurotiomycetes, Onygenales, Ajellomycetaceae. The record is from RefSeq and is a predicted model, not a curated record.
AUGCUACCGUCGAAGGAGAUCAGAUGCGGUAGAGGAGUCAAGGCCAAGGACCAGACCGCAGAAACCGACAAUGUUCCAGCGACUUCCACAAGGUAUCAGCCGCCACCUCCAGGGGCUCUUGUGAGCUGGUUGACAACCGAUAAUCCGGCUAGAGCUGGUUUCACGAAGCGCAAAGAUCAAUCCUACCGUGGACGUGCAGUAACACCAGGGCAAGCGUUGAAAUCUCCACUUUCAGAUAAGAAAAUUCGCCAUGCUGGUAGUAGAGGGGACGAACCAAUCCAAACCCCACAACAGAAAGGGUUAGUUAUCAUCCAUCGCCGACCAACUUUCAGCCAGACGAUAACAACAUGCUCUGGAAAAGAACAGGAAAGGACGGCGAUAUCCGCAGCACGACAACCGUGGAUGCUAGCCUAUGGAUUUGUCACUGUGGUGCCGAUGACGCCUUCAAAUUAG